Messenger RNA from Prorocentrum cordatum, 2898 nucleotides. The record is from the annotation of a GenBank genome assembly. NCBI's taxonomy places the organism in Eukaryota, Dinophyceae, Prorocentrales, Prorocentraceae.
AUGAGCGGCUCGGCCCCUGCCCUGCCGCGCCUGGCGCGGCGCGCGGCGCCAGCGGCGGCGGCGAUGCCACGCCCUGUACCUGCCGCGGGCGCGUGGCCGACGGACGAGCUGCGUCCGACGCCGCCAGCUGCGCCGCCGCCGGCUCACAUGCGGCGUGCUUCGCGUGGUGGCUCGCGACCGGGCGCCGCGGCCGGCGACUUCGAUGUGGAGCCCGCGGCCGUGGCGUCGGUCGUCGCUGCGGGGGUCGUGGUGACUCGGCUGCGCGGGGGGAAGAUCCCCGAGGAGUUCCCGAAGGGCCGGCUGGAGCCGACGGACGGCAGCGAGUUGGGCUGCGCGUUCCGCGAGCUCGCCGAGGAGUCGGGGCUGCAGCUCGAGGAUGUGCGCUGGUACCACCAUCGGCUGGCCGCUGGCGACGAAGGCCGUUGGUGCCUUCGCGAGGUGCGGACUCGUGAAGUGCGCUUCGCUCCGCGAGCUGCAAGCGGCCACAGUGAAGGGCGAGUUCUUGGCGAGUUCUUGCAACGCGCCGAGGAGGCGCUGAAGCGGGCGAGGCCGAAGGAGCUCGACCUGCAGCCGGGGCGUCGGUCGCCGGCCGCCGAGGCGACGGAGCCCGAGGCCAAGGCGAGACCGAAGCGGAAGGCGCCUCGCGGCAGCGCGGGCUGGGAGGCGCCUCCCGCGGCGCCGCCGCUGCCACCGCCGCCGCCACCGCCCGUGGCUGCGCCCGCCCCGCCUCCAGCGCCGGCGCCGGAGCCGCCGGCGCCCGCGCCCCCGCCGCCCGCGCCCCCGCCAGCGGCCCCGCCAGAGCCAGCGGCGCCAUCGGGAUCGCCAGAGAGGCCGCUGCCGCCGUGGCGCGGCGGAGACUCUUCGCGCCCGGCCGGGGAAGCGGACGAGGCGCGGCGACAGCAGGGGCUGGGCUGGCGCCAGCGUCCGGGUGCCGCCAGCGACGACGAGAAGGAGGUCGCGGACGCCGAGUCCAGCGUGCCGACGCUGCUGGACGAGGUUGAGGCGGAACCGCCGCGGCGCGCGGCCGGUGGCUCGCGAGACAUCUCUCCGCUGCCGCAUGGGCGCAUGGGCCGGCUUGUGACUGGAGGCCGGGGCCGCUCGCUCGAGGCGCAACGCGAUGACGCUCUCGCUGCUCUGAAUUGGCUCGCUGCUUACAAUUUCGAAACUGGGGCCGCCGUCGCGGAGGGGGGUGCAGGGCGCGGGGCUGUGGCCGCCCGCGCUGAAGAGCUCCUGGAGAGGAUGCAGCCGGCGCUGGAUGACGAAACCGCCCCAUCGCCUCAAGAGGCCAUCCGUGACCAUCUACAGGGGCGGGCCGCGCGCGAAUGCGAGCCCGUCAGCAGGGCGCUUGCGCCCUACCGUCGCGACGCAGUGUCGCUACCCGAGUCGGUCGCUGAGUGUGGUCUCUUCUCGGAGCUGCGCGACGCCUGCUGGCGUUUUACGGAGGGGCAUGGCCGACGAAUUCUUCGAUCGGCGGAAAAUCGACAGAGGUCACAUGACCGGCCCGUGGCUCCAUGCUUGGAUCCUGGCUUGAGCCGCAGCUGGCGGCGGUGCGCCGACUUCAUUAAUUACCAGCCCGCGGGGGCGUGGGCUUGUGAGGUUCGGCCGAAGCUGCGUCGAGCAGCUGUUCUUUGUUUGGAAGAAGGGGCGUUUGAAGAUGCGCAUGAUUCUGGGCUGCAGAAGAUGCAGUGGUUUUCGACGGCACCGCGCGCUGAGCUGCUCGCGGCCGAGGGGCUCGCAGGAGUCGAGGCCGAGAGUUUCGAGGGCGGCUCGGUGCCCGUGUUCGUGGGCGUUGCCGACGUGAAGGACGCGUUCCACAGGUUGAUUAUGCCAGAGUGGCUCUCGCGAGAUGCGCAUGAUUCUGGGCUGCAGAAGACGCAGUGGUUUUCGACGGCACCGCGCGUUGAGCUGCUCGCGGCCGAGGGGCUCGCGGGAGUCGAGGCCGAGAGUUUCGAGGGCGGCUCGGUGCCCGCGUUCAUGGGCGUUGCCGACGUGAAGGACGCGUUCCACAGGUUGAUUAUGCCAGAGUGGCUCUCGCGAUAUUUUGGCCUGCCCGAUGCGCUGGCCGAGGGCGUCGGCGCGGUCGGCCAGGUGAUUGACGGGGCCGUCGCCGCUGCAGGAGAUGCGAUCGCGCCGUUGGCGCGGGCGCUGCCCACGGGGUUCACCUGGAGUCUCUUCUUCUGCCAGCGGAUAGGCGAGAAUAUUUGCCAGCGGGUGCCCGCGCUCCACGCCUCGGGGCCGCUGAGGGACCGCGGUCGGCCUGCCGUUCUCGUCCUGAGUAACGGUCUGCACGAGCUCAGGCACUACUUGCACGUGGACAGCCUGGGGGUAAUUGGCGAUGGCCGCUCGGAGGUGGAGCGCUCGCUCGCUGACGUAGCAAAGGUCUUUGAGAGCUUCGGCCUGCUGGCGCGCGGAGAAGAGGUGGGGGGCGACGCCGCGGAGGCGCUCGCGGUUGUCCUCGACGGAGAUAUGCAGCGCACCUCGCUGACGAACAACGGGGCGGUGGUGGAGAUCAUCUUGGGGCACUGUGCCUUCUGCGGCCUGGUGCGGCGACCCGUUUUGUCGUGCUUCAAUUCGGUGUGCAAGCUCAUCUCCUUGAACUAUUCUGUCCAGCAGCCGCUGUGGCCGUCCGCGAGGGACGAGCUGCGGGCUUUCCUCGGGAUGAUGCCCUUAUUGUGCUCGGACUGGUGGCCAGGAUGGAAUCGACUGGCGAGCGCCAGUGACGCCUCGGAGUGGGGCUUUGGGCUCUCCACCAGCCUCUGGAGCGAUGAAGAGGUGAAGACUGCUGGCCGCGCUCGCGAGAGGGGCCGCUUCCGUGACGUCCGAGCGGCGCAGGCGCGGGGGCGCGCGUUGACGGCUGCUGGAGUUGGGGGGCUCGCGGGGCUGCCGCCGCUGGCCGAG